Messenger RNA from Fonsecaea multimorphosa CBS 102226, 1035 nucleotides. RefSeq lists its product as uncharacterized. Gene Ontology annotation, molecular function: hydrolase activity. Lineage: Eukaryota; Fungi; Ascomycota; Eurotiomycetes; Chaetothyriales; Herpotrichiellaceae. The transcript has 5 exons. The record is from RefSeq and is a predicted model, not a curated record. Bases 1 to 1035 code for a protein of 344 amino acids.
AUGACUUCCUACGAGACUGCGACUGCGAACCAACCCACCUCAGACGCUCACUAUGAUAUAUCAAAAUUUGAGCGAUCAAGAGUUUCGGAGCCAACGGUAAAACUGAUCCAGGACCUGAGUGCGGCUUCACAGAAGGAUGUUAAGUGGUGGGAGGUGGGAGCUGCACAAUACCGCCGACUAAGAGCGGAGGGACAGACAGCCUUUCCGCCUCCUGUCUUGUUGGAUCGAGCGAUCACCUUGAAGAUACCUUCACGUCAGCCCGGCAGGGAUAUCGCAUGCCGGGUGAUCAAGUCUGCCAAUGAUAGUGUCAGAGGGGUGUUCCUCCAUUUUCAUGGAGGUGGAUUUGUUCUUGGAUCGGCCAAAGGGCAAGAUCUCCUUUUGAGCUAUAUGGCUGAAACGACCGGUUUGGUUUUCGUGUCGGUCGAAUACAGACUUGCACCUGAAUAUGUUUACCCAGCUGCGAUCGAGGAUUGCGAGGACGCGGCAGACUGGCUUGUUGCCAACUCGGCUGAAAAGUUCCAGGGGGAGCUUUGUUUUCUCGGCGGAGAGUCUGCCGGAGCCACACUUGCUGCUUCGACGAUAUUGCACCUCAAGAGGCGCGAGGCCCAUGGAACCAUCAGAGGAGUCGUGCUCAAUUAUGGGUGCUUUGACUUCUCAAUGCUUUCCUCAAUUCGACUGACUCCUGAUGGCACCCCAAUUCUUGCCUCGCAGGAUGCUCAGAGGUUUCUGGAUACUUACCUGAACAAUAUGUCCUGUGAGGAUCGUAAGAAGGGUAAUGUAUCGCCCUUAUACAAUGAUUUGACGGGGUUGUGUCCUGCGAUAUUUAUCGUCGGUACUGAAGACGCUUUAGUGGAUGACUCGGUGCUGAUGUAUUUCCGAUGGUUGAGAUCGGGAAACGAGGCAGUGCUGAAAUUCGUCACCGGAGCUCCGCACGGGUUCAUGGUGUUCGACGGCUCGGUAGUCCAGGUGGCUGAGACUGGAUGGCGAGAUAUGGUAGAGUUUCUUCAGUUCCAAUUGGAAAAGGAACGCCAUUAG